CAGUCUAACGUAAAGGGGGGGGGGUGUCGAUGUUACUGGGGUGACGUCAAAAGCGGGGAGCCGCGGCGCCGCUGUGAGCGCAGAGCAGGACAAGCAGAACCACCAGCCGUGCCAAGGUGCGCGCUCUCUCUCUAUCACUCUCUCUCCUCAAACUCCUUCGCGAGCGAGAGGAGCUGAACCGGGAGCCGAGCGGGAGCGGAAGCUGCGCGGGGCAUGAUGAACAACAGGUCUCUGACUCCGCGGCUCGCCGGGGCCGGAACCGUGGACCACGAGCUCGUCAUCACCUCCACCUUCGGAACCCUGCUGUCCGUGGUCUACAUCAUCGGCGUGUCCGGGAACGUGUACACGCUCGUGGUGAUGUGCCACUCCAUCCGCUUCGCCACCUCCAUGUACAUCUCCAUCAUCAACCUGGCGCUCGCGGACCUGCUGUACCUGUCCACCAUCCCCUUCGUGGUGUCCACCUACUUCCUGAAGGACUGGUACUUCGGCGACGUGGGCUGCCGCAUCCUCCUCAGCCUGGACCUCCUCACCAUGCACGCGAGCAUCUUCACGCUCACCGUCAUGUGCACUGAGCGCUACCUGGCCGUGACGCAGCCGCUGGACACGGUGCGGCGCUCCAAGAGCUACCGCAAGGCUCUGGCGUGGGGCGUGUGGCUGCUGUCGCUCGUGCUCACCGUGCCCAUGAUGGUCAUGGUGGCGCAGACGACCAAGAAGACGUCGGACGGCGGCGUGAAGAGGAUGUGCGCGCCCACGUGGGCUCCCCUGGCGUACAAGGUGUACGUGACGGUGCUGUUCGGCACCAGCAUCAUGGCGCCGGGCCUCGUCAUCGGCUACCUGUACGUGCGCCUGGCGCGCACCUACCUGGAGUCGCAGCGCAACGCGGCCAUCAGCAGCGGCGGCGGCAGACGGUCCCCGAAGCAGAAGGUGCUCAUCAUGAUCUUCACCAUCGUGCUGGUGUUCUGGGCCUGCUUCCUGCCCUUCUGGAUCUGGCAGCUGCUGCCGCUGUACCACGCCGAACCGCUGAGCCUGACCUCGCAGACGCACACGUGCAUCAACUACCUGGUGGCGAGCCUGACGUACUCCAACAGCUGCAUCAACCCGUUCCUCUACACGCUGCUCACCAAGAACUACCGGGAGUACCUGAAGAACAGGCACCGGAGCUUCUACAAGUACACGUCCUCGUUCAAGCAGCGGCCGCCCAGCCUGCACUCCUGGGGAAAGUCGGCGUCCUCCAGCAACCAGUACGAGUUCAACUCCGAGACGCUGGUGAUGGGGACGCUCAGGUGACUUCUUUCUUGGAGGAGGGGAGGCGGGGAAAGGCUCCUAGA
Gambusia affinis (western mosquitofish) is the source of this 1328-nucleotide messenger RNA. RefSeq names its product urotensin-2 receptor. The coding region runs from base 214 to 1287 and encodes 357 amino acids. Gene Ontology annotation, biological process: neuropeptide signaling pathway; regulation of blood pressure; blood vessel diameter maintenance. The record is from RefSeq and is a predicted model, not a curated record. NCBI's taxonomy places the organism in Eukaryota, Metazoa, Chordata, Actinopteri, Cyprinodontiformes, Poeciliidae. Gene Ontology annotation, molecular function: urotensin II receptor activity. Gene Ontology annotation, cellular component: membrane. The transcript has a single exon.